AUGCCACAUCGAUCAACUUCACGCAAUCGAUCUCAAUCAAGAUCAUCACGACAUGAUCAUCGACGACAUUAUCGAUCACCUGUUUCAUCUCGACAAUAUCGAAGUCCUAGUAAUGAACGUGAUGCUAAAGAUGAUAUUGAACGUCUUAAUCCAGCACCAAGUAAAGUUCUCGGUGUUUUCGGAUUAUCAUCACGUACAGAAGAACGUGUUGUUCGACGAAUUUUUUCAAAAUUUGGACGAAUUAAUAAUAUUCAUAUUGUUUAUGAUCGAGGAACAGGUCGAUCUCGUGGUUUUGGUUUUAUUUAUUAUGAUAGAUUAGAAGAUGCUAAAGAUGCAAAAAAAGAAACACAUGGAAUGGAGAUUGAUGGUCAAAAGAUUCGUGUUGAUUUUUCAUUGACUGCUAGACCUCAUGAUCGAACGCCUGGCAUUUAUAUGGGAGUAGCUGAAAAUCGAAAUUCUCGAAAAGAUUAUAGAUCAUCACGCCGAUAUCCUAGUCGAUCACGAUCACCACCACCACGUCGUCGAUCUCGCUCAUAA
Rotaria sordida is the source of this 537-nucleotide messenger RNA. Lineage: Eukaryota; Metazoa; Rotifera; Eurotatoria; Philodinida; Philodinidae. The record is from the annotation of a GenBank genome assembly.